UUGUCAGGACAACCCGAGAGACGCCGGCAGCGGAGCGAAGGCGUCGAAGGGGCGGUGCCGGUGGCGGCCGGUGGGACCCGAGAGCCAUGGACAUGGAGCCCCAGAGAGCCACGCCGUCCUCCAGGCCUCACCCGCCCGUGGUGGGCAAGGUGACGCACCACAGCAUCGAGCUGUACUGGGACCCGGAGCAGCGGGCGCCACGCCGAGGGCCUCAGGAGCAGUGGUCCCGCUUCUCCGUCGAGGAGGAAGACCCCAAGAUGCACACCUACGGUGUCAUUUACACGGGAUACGCCACGAAGCACGUCGUGGAAGGCCUGGAGCCACGGACCCUGUACCGGUUUCGGCUGAAGGUGACCAGCCCCUCCGGCGACUAUGAGUACAGCCCAGCGGUCUCAGUGUCGACGACCAGAGAACCCGUAAGCAGUGAGUACUUCCACCGGGCCGUCAACAUGAAUGACGAGGAUCUGCUGGUCCGGAUGCUUCAAGGCGGCAACGUGAAGGUGGAUGUGCCCAACAAGCUGGGCUUCACAGCGCUGAUGGUGGCGGCGCAGAAAGGGUACACCAGGCUCGUGAAGCUCCUCAUUUCCAACGGCACGGACGUGAACCUGAGGAACGGGAGCGGCAAGGACAGCCUGAUGCUGGCCUGCUACGCCGGGCACCUGGAGGUUGUGAAGUAUCUCCGGAGACACGGCGCCUCCUGGAAGGCCAGGGACCUGGGGGGCUGCACGGCCCUGCACUGGGCCACGGAUGGGGGCCACUGCGGCGUGAUCGAGUGGAUGAUCAAGGACGGCUGCGAGGUGGACGCCGUGGACACUGGCUCCGGCUGGACCCCCCUCAUGAGAGUGUCCGCCGUCUCGGGCGACCAGCGGGUGGCCUCCCUGCUCAUCGAAGGCGGGGCCGACGUGAACGUGAGGGACAAGGACGGGAAGACGCCGCUGAUGGUGGCCGUGCUGAACAACCACGAGGAGCUGGUCCAGCUACUUCUGGACAAAGGGGCGGACGUGAGCGUGAAGAACGAGUUCGGCAAAGGCGUCCUGGAGAUGGCCAGGGUGUUCGACAGACAGAACGUCAUCUCCUUGCUGGAAGAGAGGAGGAAGCAGCAGAUGCCCAAGAAGCCAGCUGUCCGUUCCGUCCACUGACCCGGGCGCUGCUGUCCUCCGGGAGAGAGCCGAGGGGCAGGAAGCAGAGCGUGGCCGCCGCCCUCAGGGACGUGCAAGUCCGCGUCUCCGAGGGCCUCGCGUUGGAGCGUGUGUUCCGUGGAAGGUUCGCCGUGACUUUUGUAGCGCACAGCCAUUCCCACUGUGAAAUACACCUCUUUACGCAAACAC
Phyllostomus discolor (pale spear-nosed bat) is the source of this 1328-nucleotide messenger RNA. RefSeq names its product fibronectin type III and ankyrin repeat domains 1 (gene FANK1). The record is from RefSeq and is a predicted model, not a curated record. Gene Ontology annotation, molecular function: protein binding. Gene Ontology annotation, biological process: regulation of apoptotic process. Gene Ontology annotation, cellular component: nucleus. NCBI's taxonomy places the organism in Eukaryota, Metazoa, Chordata, Mammalia, Chiroptera, Phyllostomidae. The transcript has 11 exons. The coding region runs from base 87 to 1139 and encodes 350 amino acids.